AUGGUCAGGGUACUUCUUACGGGCGGAUCUGGCUUCAUUGCCGCCCACACCGUUGAUAUCCUUCUUCAGAGAAAUCACGAUGUUGUUUUUACUGUGCGUUCGGAUGAAAAGGGCCAGAAAAUCUUGAACAAUCACCCUGGUACUUCAUCAUCCAAAUUGAGCUAUGUGAUCGUCCGUGAUAUUGCACGAGAGGGAGCAUUCGAUGAAGCGGUCAAAUCGGAUCCUCCAUUCGAUGCUGUCCUUCACACAGCAUCGCCCUUCCAUUUCAACGUCACAGAUGUGAAGAAGGACUUAUUGGACCCUGCCAUUGUUGGCACAACCACUCUCCUGGAAGCUAUCAAGAAGAACGCUCCAUCUGUAAAGCGCGUGGUCAUCACCUCAUCAUUUGCUGCCAUCAUCAAUCCCAGCAAUCAUGCCAAGGUAUAUUCAGAGUCAAACUGGAAUCCAAUAACCCAGGAGCAGGCGGUGGCCAGUCCUCAAGACGGCUACAGAGCAAGCAAAACCUUCGCGGAAAAGGCUGCGUGGGAUUUUGUGGAAAGGGAGAAACCCAACUUUGAUAUUGCUACCCUUAACCCACCUCUAGUCCUCGGCCCUGUGGUACAUUACCUCAACUCACUGGACACCCUCAACACUUCAAACGAGCGGGUGCGCAACUUAAUCCAGGGAAAAUCACGAAACGGUUUACCACCAUCCGGUGUAUUCAUUUGGGUGGAUGUGCGCGACCUGGCUCUCGCGCACGUCAAAGCACUGGAGGUCCCCGAGGCUGGGGGGAAACGAUUUUUGAUUACCGCAGGUCAUUACUCGAAUGGAGAAAUUGCCAGUGUCAUCAAAACCAAAUUCCCUGAAUUGUCGAACAAGCUGCCCGAUGAUUUAAAGAGUGACCGUCCUGGGGAUGUCUAUGGCUUCGAUAAUUCUCGCAGUAAAGAAAUUCUUGGAAUUAGGUACAGGUCUCUCGAAGAGAGCGUUGUCGAUACUGUCAAGUCACUCCUUGAACUUGGCGCUUAG
Molecule: messenger RNA, 1005 nt
Organism: Exophiala aquamarina CBS 119918
Lineage: Eukaryota; Fungi; Ascomycota; Eurotiomycetes; Chaetothyriales; Herpotrichiellaceae
Product: dihydroflavonol-4-reductase
Exons: 1
Coding region: 1-1005 (334 amino acids)
Molecular function (GO): oxidoreductase activity, acting on the CH-OH group of donors, NAD or NADP as acceptor
Source: RefSeq, a predicted model, not a curated record